This is a messenger RNA of Xenopus tropicalis (tropical clawed frog), 1267 nucleotides long. RefSeq names its product CD5 molecule (gene cd5). NCBI's taxonomy places the organism in Eukaryota, Metazoa, Chordata, Amphibia, Anura, Pipidae. Gene Ontology annotation, cellular component: membrane. The coding region runs from base 54 to 899 and encodes 281 amino acids. The record is from RefSeq and is a predicted model, not a curated record. The transcript is spliced from 9 exons.
CUGACACCACUCAGCAGGCAACGCUUCAGGCUCGCGGAUCAUUCCCAUUUCCCAUGGACUCCGCUGAUUGGACACUUCUCAGGCUUUGGGGUCUGUGCUGUGUGACUGUCUCCUUUAUAGCAGGUACCAGAGAGCUGAACCUCUCUCACUCGCCCUGCGCGGGUUUCUUGCAACUGUGCGCAAAUAGCAACUGCCUGAGAUUCUGUGGGACCCGGUGGAACGAGAAGAGCGGCCAUGUGGCUUGUGCUCAGCUCAACUGUGGGACAGCUCUCCUGGCUCUCACUGAUCUGAGCGACUCGAGAGACAGACAGAGACACCUUGUUCCACAGGAAUACUGGUGCCAUGGCAACGAGAGCUCUAUGGAACGGUGCCCAAUAUCAGAGCAGCAGGAGAAUUGUACUGGGAACCCCGUGUUUCUCAUCUGUACAGGAAUGGGACAGGAAAUAACAGUCGAGAACUUGACUGCAGAUCCAGAACCCCAAGUUUCACCAACACGGCCCACGGGUACCAGUCUCGUGAAGUUGCCCUGCAAUUUGGAGCCUUGUUCUGAGCAGUCUCUCCUGGUGCCGCUACUCGGCCUCCUCCUCGGCCUCUCACUCCUCUGUUUGCUGGCAAUGUGUUGUUGCCCCCCGAUUCUCCGGAAGAUAAGGAGGAGGGUUUCCAAGAAAACGGAGAGUCAGUGGAUCGGCCCAACACGAGCCCGACACAAUGCUUCUUUCCAUCAGACUCAGGGGGGAGGCGCCGCUCAGUCCCAGGGACAUCGGUCGGAACCCAACGAGUACUGCCAGGCGCCCCACUGCCACCUACUCUCUGCCUACCCAGCCCUGGAGGGACUGCUGAGGGUCCCAGACACCCUGUCCGAGAGUGAAUACGACUUGGGCUCCCUGCGCCCCCUGUGACCCACCCGGAGACACCGCUUUAUCAUGGGACAGACAUGGCUGCCAAGUUCAGCGCCGGUGCCAAAGCCCAAACAACUGCACGGAUAUUUCCUAAUGAAACGGAGCCCCCUAUUGGGCCUCUCCCCUCCGGCACCAGAACCCAAUGUAUCAAUGUAUCAUGUGCCCGUGUGUGGGCGGAGCUUUAUCAAUAAACAUAUUAAUAACUGGAUUAACUACCAGGUCCAUCGAACAUAAACAGGACACUGGGUGGGACAUAGAAGUACUGGGGCCAAUGAGGGGUCUCUGUUAGCCACAAUGACUAGCGGCAACCUGAUAGCACAGUACUGGGGGGCAGCCAUAUUGUUCUGCUACACGGGGGUCCGUUACAG